Molecule: messenger RNA, 4181 nt
Organism: Anolis sagrei ordinatus
Lineage: Eukaryota; Metazoa; Chordata; Lepidosauria; Squamata; Anolidae
Gene: AP2A1
Product: adaptor related protein complex 2 subunit alpha 1
Biological process (GO): clathrin-dependent endocytosis; intracellular protein transport
Cellular component (GO): AP-2 adaptor complex; membrane coat
Molecular function (GO): clathrin-cargo adaptor activity
Source: RefSeq, a predicted model, not a curated record
AUAGUCCCUGGUCGGUUCGGUGCUGCUGGGCCAGGUUUCGGGCGCGGAGCGGAGCGGAGCGUCGCCGGGGUCCCGAUCCGCCACCGCCACCAUGCCGGCCGUUUCCAAGGGAGACGGGAUGCGGGGCCUGGCCGUAUUUAUCUCCGAUAUCCGAAACUGUAAGAGCAAAGAGGCUGAAAUUAAGAGAAUUAACAAGGAAUUGGCCAAUAUCCGGUCCAAAUUCAAAGGAGAUAAAGCUUUGGAUGGUUACAGCAAGAAGAAAUAUGUCUGUAAGCUGCUCUUCAUCUUCCUGCUGGGCCAUGACAUCGACUUUGGGCACAUGGAGGCUGUCAACCUGCUCAGCUCGAAUAAAUACACAGAGAAGCAAAUUGGCUACUUAUUCAUUUCAGUGCUGGUGAACUCUAACAGCGAGCUAAUCCGUCUCAUCAACAAUGCCAUCAAGAAUGACUUGGCGAGCCGCAACCCCACUUUUAUGUGCCUGGCCCUGCACUGCAUCGCCAACGUGGGCAGCCGCGAGAUGGCUGAGGCCUUUGCCUCUGAGAUCCCCCGCAUCCUGGUGGCUGGAGACACCAUGGAUAGUGUAAAACAGAGUGCUGCCCUCUGCCUUCUGCGUUUGUACAAGACCUCACCCGACCUGGUGCCCAUGGGAGAGUGGACGUCACGUGUGGUGCACCUUCUGAACGAUCAGCAUAUGGGUGUCGUCACUGCUGCUGUCAGUCUCAUCGCCUGCCUCUGCAAGAAGAAUCCUGAUGAUUUUAAGACCUGUGUAUCCUUGGCUGUCUCCAGGCUUAGCAGGAUUGUAUCUUCAGCCUCCACAGACCUACAGGAUUACACCUAUUACUUCGUGCCAGCUCCCUGGCUUUCUGUCAAGCUCCUGCGACUGCUGCAAUGUUAUCCUCCUCCAGAAGAUGCAGCAGUCAAAGGACGUCUGGUCGAGUGCUUAGAGACUAUCCUCAACAAGGCCCAGGAGCCGCCCAAGUCCAAGAAAGUCCAGCACUCCAAUGCCAAGAAUGCAAUUCUUUUUGAAGCCAUCAGUCUUAUCAUCCACUAUGACAGCGAACCCAACCUGUUGGUGCGGGCAUGCAAUCAACUUGGCCAGUUCCUACAGCAUCGGGAGACCAACCUGCGAUACCUGGCCCUGGAGAGCAUGUGCACCCUGGCCAGCUCAGAGUUUUCUCACGAGGCUGUCAAGACCCACAUUGAAACAGUCAUCAAUGCCCUCAAGACGGAACGGGAUGUAAGCGUGCGACAGCGGGCUGCUGACCUCCUCUACGCCAUGUGUGAUCGAACAAAUGCCAAACAGAUUGUCUCAGAGAUGCUUAGCUACCUAGAGACAGCCGAUUAUUCUAUCCGUGAGGAGAUUGUACUGAAGGUGGCUAUCCUGGCUGAGAAAUAUGCAGUGGAUUACAGCUGGUACGUGGACACCAUCCUCAAUCUGAUCCGUAUUGCUGGCGACUAUGUGAGCGAGGAGGUGUGGUAUCGUGUCAUCCAGAUUGUCAUAAACCGGGAUGAUGUCCAAGGCUACGCUGCGAAGACUGUCUUUGAGGCCUUGCAGGCUCCUGCUUGUCAUGAGAACAUGGUGAAGGUUGGAGGCUACAUUUUAGGAGAGUUUGGGAACCUUAUUGCUGGAGAUCCUCGCUCCAGCCCGCUUGUGCAGUUCAACCUCCUGCACUCCAAAUUCCACCUCUGCAGUGUGUCCACGCGAGCUCUGCUUCUCUCCACCUACAUCAAGUUCAUCAAUCUCUUCCCCGAGACCAAGGGCACCAUCCAGGAAGUGCUGCGUUCUGACAGUCAGAUCCGCAAUGCUGAUGUGGAGCUCCAGCAGCGUGCUGUCGAAUACCUCAAACUCAGCUCUAUUGCUAGCACUGAUGUCUUGGCAACGGUGCUGGAGGAGAUGCCUCCAUUCCCUGAACGAGAGUCGUCCAUCUUGGCGAAACUCAAGAAGAAAAAGGGCCCUGGAGCAGGCAGUGAGCUGGAUGAUGGCAAAAAGGACCCCAAUUCUGAGAUCAAUGGGGGCAUGGAGCCCUCAGCCAGCACUGCUUCAACACCUUCUCCUUCUGCCGACCUGUUAGGCCUCCGUGCAGCCCCAACCUCCGCGUCUGGCGCCCCAGCCAGUGCUGGCAACCUUCUGGUGGAUGUCUUCUCUGACAGCCCCUCAGCCACAACAGGCCUUGUGUCUGGGGCUGAAGAAAACUUCCUGAGCAGUGACUUGGAGCCCCCUCCCGAGAGUCCUUCGUCCUUAUUGGUGGAGGCUGGCCUGCCUGCAGACUCAGGGGCUGCCGCUCCUGUCUCUGAGGACCCAGCUUUGCCUAUUGCUGAGGCCGAUGAACUGCUUCACAAGUUCGUGUGUAAGAAUAACGGCGUGCUCUUUGAGAACCAGUUGCUCCAAAUCGGGGUAAAAUCAGAAUUCCGGCAGAACUUGGGCCGGAUGUAUCUCUUCUAUGGGAACAAAACAUCCGUCCAGUUCCAGAGCUUUACUCCUACAGUCAGCUAUCCAGGAGACCUGCAGAGCCAGCUCAACGUCCAGACGAAAGCAGUGGAGCCAUUGGUGGAAGGUGGUGCUCAAGUUCAACAGGUCCUGAACAUUGAGUGCCUGAGUGACUUCACGGAAGCCCCCCUCAUCAACAUCAAAUUCCGAUAUGGCGGGACACUGCAGAACCUCACCCUCAAAUUGCCUAUAACGGUCAACAAAUUUUUCCAGGCAACAGAGAUGCAAUCACAAGACUUUUUCCAGCGCUGGAAACAGCUCAGCCUGCCACAGCAAGAAGCUCAGAAAAUAUUCAAGGCAAAUCAUCCCAUGGAUUCAGAAGUGACUAAGGCCAAGCUCUUAGGGUUUGGCAGCGCACUCUUGGACAAGGUGGAUCCAAACCCCGAUAACUACGUAGGAGCUGGGAUCAUCCAGACGAAGGCACUGCAAGUUGGAUGUUUGCUGCGGUUGGAGCCCAAUGCCCAGGCACAGAUGUACCGGCUGACCCUCCGUACCAGCAAGGAAUCUGUCUCGAAGCACCUUUGCGAGCUGCUUUCUCAGCAGUUCUGAGGCAUUGGCCGCAUCAGAGGAAGGCGGGGGGAAAGGCCAUUCCUGCACAUUGGAUGCCUAUGUCCGCCCCCUCCCACCUCCCUCCUAAACCGGGGGCCUCCAGAAAGACUGUACUGCUCCUUGCCUGUUGUUGUGAUAACCUCUGUGUUCUCAUUGCCUAGCCCGGGUCAGCACCAAGUGGGGGAGCAAACAUGUGGCCCCUGGGAUGGCCAAAGUAGAAGCGGGGAGGGAUGACUCGUGUGUCAGUGUAAGGCAUUCUUCCGGGAGUAGUCUCCCCCUUCCCAGGAAGAUGGCUCUUGGAAGAAAAGCCAGGAUCUCGCCUUCCCUAUAAGCCUGGUCUGAUCUAACUCAGGAUGAGGCUGAGAUUUGUGGUCUUAACCCACCCCCCACCCCCCAAAUUCCUGUUGUAUGAUUUAGUCUGGCAUUUUGGUUUUGUUUACAAAUAUCUACCCCUACUUUCCCAAUCCAUGGCCUUCAUCCUUUCUGUUGGGGAGGUGGAAUAUACAUGUCAGCUACCUUGCUUCUGUCUAAGCUUGCUGGGGGGGAGGAAUGGGUGUGUGUGUGUGCGUGUGUAUGCGGAAAAGCUUUGUAGGGAAUUGUUUUGUUUCUUUGCCUUGUGUACUUUCGGGUGGGGGGCGUGAAUUCUCCUUUCCUUUGUCACGGACCAUUCCAGUGUUAUAGUUGCGUGUGUUUGUGGGGAAGCAAAUUUGCUCAAGAGCAGGGCUCCUCCUUCCUUCCCUGGGUCUCUCACCUCUAGAAGGAAAACUGCACGAAGGUGAAGAAUACUGCAGGGAAGAGAGGCCUGCCAAUUCCUCUCCUGACUCAUUUCUCCCACCCCUGGAAAGGGUGUUUUAAUAGUAACCUCAAGCAGCCGUAAGCUUGGGGUGGGGGGUGGGAUACUCUAGAAUGAUGCCCUCCAUGGAUUUGGGGGGAGGGUUCAGUUCAUGCUAGUUUGGGGGUGUCCCAGCUUCCCAUGCUGGCCCGGGCUCCAUGUUACUCUGCUGUGUAGGUGUUAUCUAGCGCAUCUUAGUUUAUCUGGGUUUUGAAUGCCUGUAUCUUAUCUCCAUGUGACUCUAAUAAAGCCGUGAGGGCGGGGGAGAGCCAGAAUCAAGCCAGGCUGGGUCACCCCCACACCGCUGACUGA